CUGAAGGCAUCAGUGUUGUUGUGGUCUGGCGUGCAUGAAUGUGUCGAGUAUCUUUGUUGAAUAGUUUGCUAUCAAGUUAACAGCGCUUUUGUUAAGUACUCUAACUAAUAACACAUUUGCUAGGACGUUGUUCAGACGUUAGAGCUGCUAAAUAUAUUUCACAGGGGGGUCACUAACUCGUUAUUCGGUAAAGCUGAAGCUAGCAGCUAGCUGCGGCUGCUAAAUAACAACAGGAGCAAAACAGGAAACACUGGCAGAGGACACUAUUAUCUAAAACUGAAAUAAUUUAGUUUGUAGUGUUGUCGGUAAAAUUCGUGCUGUAAGGUUGCCCUGACUAAAAGGUCCAUGAUGGGCAUGGCCACAAGAAUAGAGUGCAUUUUUUUCAGUGAGUUUCACCCUACUCUGGGCCCAAAGAUAACAUAUCAGGUCCCAGAGGAAUACAUUUCACGGGAGCUCUUUGACACAGUUCAGGUUUAUAUUAUCACCAAGCCAGAACUGCAAAACAAAUUAAUAACAGUCACUGCCAUGGGAAAAAAGCUAAUCGGGUGUCCUGUGUGCAUCGAACACAAGAAGUACAGUCGAAACGCCCUCCUUUUUAACCUUGGCCUUGUUUGUGAUGCCCAAACCAACACAUGUGCCCUGGAGCCAAUUGUAAAGAAGCUGUCUGGGUACCUCACUACUCUGGAGCUGGAGAGUGGGUUUAUUUCCAAUGAGGAGAGCAAGCAGAAACUUCUACCCAUCAUGUCGACCUUGAUGGAAGACCUCAAUGCCACAGGAGCCUGUACUUUACCAAUUGACACAUCAAACACCAUGCAUCUAAAGCUCAUCCAACUGCGGAAGGACCCCCCAAUCGUCCAGGAGUAUGAUGUGCCAGUCUUUACCCAGUGCAAAGAACAUUUUAUCAAAUCUCAGUGGGAUCUCACCACUCAACAGAUCCUGCCGUAUAUUGAUGGAUUUAGACACAUCCAGAAGAUUUCAGCUGAGGCGGAUGUAGAGCUGAAUCUUGUUCGCAUUGCUGUGCAAAAUCUCAUGUAUUAUGGUGUCGUGACUUUGGUGUCCAUAUACCAGUACUCUAAUGUUUACUGCACCACUCCCAAAGUACAGAGCCUCAUGGAUGACAAGUCCAUUCAGGAGGAGUGCCUCAACUACGUCACCAAGCAGGGCCAAAAGCGGGCCAGUCUGAGAGAUGUGUUUCAGCUGUACUGUGGUCUGAGUCCAGGUACCACAGUCCGAGACCUUUGCUCUCGCUACUCGCAGCAGCUUCAAAGGGUUGACGAACGGAGGCUGAUCCAGUUUGGACUGAUGAAGUCUCUCAUUCGCCGGCUGCAGAAAUAUCCGGUGAAGGUGAUCCGUGAUGAGAGGAGCAGGCCGCCUCGACUCUUUACCGGUUGUCAUAGCUAUGAUGAGAUCUGUUGCAAAACAGGGAUCAGUUACCAGGAACUGGAUGAACGUUUGGAAAAUGAUCCCAACAUCGUGGUGUGCUGGAAGUGAUGUGAUAUGAACU
This is a messenger RNA of Toxotes jaculatrix (banded archerfish), 1504 nucleotides long. It is a transcript of the gene nprl2, whose product is annotated as NPR2 like, GATOR1 complex subunit. Lineage: Eukaryota; Metazoa; Chordata; Actinopteri; Toxotidae. Gene Ontology annotation, molecular function: GTPase activator activity. Gene Ontology annotation, biological process: positive regulation of autophagy; cellular response to amino acid starvation; negative regulation of TORC1 signaling. Bases 346 to 1491 code for a protein of 381 amino acids. The transcript has 11 exons. Gene Ontology annotation, cellular component: GATOR1 complex; vacuolar membrane. The record is from RefSeq and is a predicted model, not a curated record.